AUGUCGCCUCCUUUUACUCGGUUGACUUCUUGCUGUAAUUAUCUAGUAAAACGUUCCUGGAGUCUACGUUGGACAUCCGUUAGAUCGCUUGCAUAUGCAGCAUACUCCGACGUGUUAGACUCAUCUUCGGAUACCAAUGUGUUAUGUCAUCCGCUUGAAAAACUUGGUAAGUUUAAGGCUAUUGAAACGUAUGACCAGUUGAAAAGAGAACGGAGCAGUGCGUUGUUAUUUAUACGUCAACUGAAAGAGUCUGGUUUUAAACAUGAUUUAGAAACUUACAUGGCAGUUGUCCGAUUGUUGUGUCAUUGGGAUUGGGGUAUGGAUGCAAGGUCGGAUAACUUGAUUAAUGAUGUUAUUGAUAAUACAAAUUGGGAGGUUGUUAAUUUUGAAAUUUCUGAUGAUCUGUUUGACGCAUUGAUGGAGGAAAAGUUGAUAAAAGCUGUUGACGGGUUGGUUGAGGUGUAUGCAAGUGCUGGAAAGUUUGAGGAGGCCAUACACACCUUGUCUGAGAUGAAAAGUAAGGGAGGACUUGUUGUGUCAACACGAACUAGUAAUUUUGUAAUGUGGGAGUUAAUUAAACAGGACAAAGAGGAGAUGAUAGUGUCGGUUUUCAGAGAACUGAUGAGGAAUGGGAUGAUUCCGGAUGUGCUUACAUAUGCGAUUCUGAUGAAAGAUAUUUGUAGGAAUGGUUGUUUGAAAGAAGCUUGGAACGUGAUUGAAGAAAUGAAAGAGGCUGGAGUUGAACCUAAUGCUUUGAUUUAUAAUAUGUAUAUUAAUGGGCUUUGCCGCAAAGGGAAAACUGAUUUAGCUUUUCAGUUAGUAAAGAAUUUGAGGAAGUCAAAUAAGCCAGUUGAUGUUUUAGCAUAUUCUUGUGUCAUUCUAGGUUUUCUAAAAGAGUCGAAGCUACAAGAUGCAGAAGAUGUGUUUCUUGACAUGAAGCUUAGAGGAGUUGUCCCUGAUGCGUUGUGUUAUGGCAACUUAAUUCGAGGGUAUUGUCAGAAAAGGGACAUUGAUAAGGCAUUGGAUCUUUGUAAGGAAAUGGAAUCAAGAGGUAUUAAAACCGAUCAUAAGUUUGUCAGGCGGAUGAUUCAAUACUUGUGCGCUUUGGACAUGCCUGAUGAAGCUCUAUGCUUAUUCAAGCAUUUUACUCAGCAAUCAAUGUUUUUUGUUGAUGGGGUCUCGUUUAAUAUUGCGAUUGAUGCUGCAUGUAAACUAGGGAAAAUGGAUGAUGCAAUGUGGUUGCUAGAAGAGAUGAAAAACAGGAAAAUCAAGCCUCUUGUAUUACAGGCACAAGCAGGGUUUCAAGGUCAAGGGAUUCAAGCAAACGUGGGUCAAGAUGAAGGGGUUCAAACUGAAGGUAUACAUGAUGGAGUGAUUCAAGAUGCUAUGGGUCAAGCUGAAGUGGGUAAUGUUGGACAAUUACAUACUACCCAACAAACUCUUGCACUACGUAAGUUGACUAGUCUCAAUACUCAUCAUGAUGUGGUUCUGAAGGAGUUUAGGAAUCUGCAACUGGUGGUGAAGCUCCACCAAUCUAUUAACUGCCUCACCUUCCACCACCUAGUGUUGCCGCCGGAAAUCACCACCAGCCACCACCUUGCUUCUUUGACUAGCAAAAAGAACAGAACAUCGGUUUAA
Molecule: messenger RNA, 1638 nt
Organism: Lactuca sativa (garden lettuce)
Lineage: Eukaryota; Viridiplantae; Streptophyta; Magnoliopsida; Asterales; Asteraceae
Molecular function (GO): protein binding
Source: RefSeq, a predicted model, not a curated record